This is a messenger RNA of Cryptococcus amylolentus CBS 6039, 599 nucleotides long. RefSeq lists its product as hypothetical. Gene Ontology annotation, cellular component: membrane. Gene Ontology annotation, biological process: response to oxidative stress; mitochondrial respiratory chain complex I assembly. Bases 67 to 498 code for a protein of 143 amino acids. NCBI's taxonomy places the organism in Eukaryota, Fungi, Basidiomycota, Tremellomycetes, Tremellales, Cryptococcaceae. The transcript is spliced from 4 exons. The record is from RefSeq and is a predicted model, not a curated record.
CCCGCUGCCAUUCGUCUCCAUCUCUUCUUCUUGGUGCCGGCUCUCCUCUCCAGCUAUACAGUCAUCAUGGUCUCCUUAGCACGAACAGUCAGACAUUUCAGGCAGGUUGGGUUCAGGGAGUGGUUCAGGCAAAUGACCUACAUUGGUGAUUCCAAGGCUGGAAGGCUUGUGGGCACCGACCAAUUUGGCAACCGAUACUUCGAAAACACCGACCCUGCGGAGGAGAUUCCUGGUCGUCACAGAUGGAUCGACUACUCCCAAGAUGAUUUCAACGCCUCCCAAGUUCCCCCCGAAUGGCACUCUUGGAUCUCUCACAUCCGUCAACACCCUCCCACUGAAGAUGCUAUCAUGAAGGCUUCGACUCCACCAUGGAAGGCUCCUUUCGUGGAGAACAUGACUGGUACCAGGGGAAGCUUCAAGACAUACUCCACCACUGCUCCCAAAGUCAACGCUUGGGAACCUGUCGUGAAGCCUCGAGGUUCUCAACCCCAGGCUUGAGUGGGCGCCGAAGAGUGGCGGGAGUUAGAGGCUGUGGCCUGAGCCUGAGCGCGACGGGCACGGGCGGCUUUGUAUCAGAGCUAUGCAUUGGCUUUACGGAC